AGGCCUUAAGCACCACCACCACCACCACCACCACCACCUCCGGCCACUAGCUAGACUUCAAUGGCCCUUGCUAUGAGACCAUCUUUUGCUCUCGCCGCGUCUCACUCCACCACCGCCGCCCACUUGUUCGCCCUCCUCGCCGGCAUCCUCACCCUCGUUUGGGCUCUUCAUUACCGUGGCGGUGUUGCCAUUCAUACUGACAACAAAGACUUAAUUAUCAAUGCUCAUCCACUUAUAAUGGUGUUGGGGUUCAUUAUUGUUGCCGGAGAAGGGAUAAUGGCUUACAAGCUCCCAUUGAUGAGACAAAUGCAAAAGACAAUACACUUGAUGCUACAUAUGAUUGCACUCACCCUUGGCAUCUUUGGUGUCUAUGUUGCCUUCAAGUACCACAAAGAAACUCAGUUGAGUGACAUGACAAGCUUGCAUUCAUGGCUUGGCUUGGUUUCCAUCUGCUUGUUUGGCAUCCAGUGGUUAUUUGGGUUUCUUUACUUCUGGUUUCCAAAGGCUCCACAGCCAACGAGAGUAGUACUAGUACCGGUCCAUGCGGCGGCCGGAAUGGCCGUCUUCUUGACGAUUAUAUGCACGGCGGAGACCGGGUUUGCUCAGAGCAUGCCGACGGAUACAGGAACUUUGGCCGAGUCCCGUGUUAUUAACUUCACCGGACUUUUUAUCCUCAUCUUUGCUGUGGCUGUUUGCAUCUCCACUGCUAUACGUAGAAUCACAUUCUAGAUUAUUAUAUAUAUAUACAUUUAUUUAUAUAUUUGUGUGUAUAAUUGUUUUUUUUUUUCUUUUGGGAUUCUAUUUAUUCAUGUAUUUUUAGUUUGAGAGAUUGGUUAUUGAUUUCACCUGUGGGUUAUUUGGAUAUGGAGUGAAAAAGGUUGUGGGCCUUAUC
Messenger RNA from Dioscorea cayenensis subsp. rotundata (Guinea yam), 892 nucleotides. RefSeq names its product probable ascorbate-specific transmembrane electron transporter 1. The coding region runs from base 61 to 729 and encodes 222 amino acids. Gene Ontology annotation, molecular function: oxidoreductase activity. The record is from RefSeq and is a predicted model, not a curated record. The transcript is spliced from 4 exons. NCBI's taxonomy places the organism in Eukaryota, Viridiplantae, Streptophyta, Magnoliopsida, Dioscoreales, Dioscoreaceae.